This is a messenger RNA of Rhododendron vialii, 1252 nucleotides long. RefSeq names its product plastid-lipid-associated protein 6, chloroplastic. The coding region runs from base 153 to 1019 and encodes 288 amino acids. NCBI's taxonomy places the organism in Eukaryota, Viridiplantae, Streptophyta, Magnoliopsida, Ericales, Ericaceae. The transcript is spliced from 4 exons. The record is from RefSeq and is a predicted model, not a curated record.
CUCUGGAACCAUUAAAAUUUCGCAAACCUGCGUUGAAAUUUCCAAUCAAAAAAAUCUACAAAAGCCACACACCAACCAAACACAAUGAAGAUAUAUAAAGACCCAUUUCUCCAUUUCUCUACUUCCCAAAAUAUCACCCCCCGUACCCAUCCAUGGCUUCUUCCACUACUCUUCUUGUUCACUCCCCAGCUCUCCUCUCUCGCUCUUCUCCAGCAUCGACAUCCCAGCCACCCUCUACCCCUUCUUUCCAUAUUCGUUCAAGAAAGAUCCCCAAAGUUCAAACUCUCCAAACUUCGAUACAUCCCAAUCGAAAUCCAUUUCGUGUAUUGGCCGCCGGUGAGGUAUCCGUGGCGGCCGACCCUCGGCCGCCGCCGCCGCCAGAUUCUUGGUUCCAGGACUCGAAGACCAAGGUUAUUGCAUCGCUGAAGCUCAAAUUACUGAGUGCUGUUUCGGGGCUAAACAGAGGGCUCGCUGGAACUGAAGAUGAUCUACGAAAGGCAGAUGCCGCUGCCAAGGAGCUUGAAGAUGCUGGAGGACUUGUUGAUCUUUCCAAUGAUCUUGAUAAACUACAAGGAAGAUGGAAACUAAUAUAUAGUAGUGCAUUCUCAUCUCGUACUCUUGGUGGGAGCCGACCUGGCCCCCCCAUUGGAAGGCUACUUCCUAUAACCCUUGGCCAGGUAUUUCAAAGGAUCGACAUUUUAAGCAAGGAUUUUGACAACAUAGUUGACCUCCAAUUGGGCACUCCAUGGCCUAUUCCUCCCAUUGAAGUGACUGCCACGUUAGCCCACAAAUUUGAACUCGUAGGAUCUUCCAAGGUCAAGAUAACAUUUGAGAAAACAACCGUAAAGGCUACCGGCAAUUUAUCGCAACUACCUCCAUUGGAGAUACCUCGGAUUCCAGAUAACUUCAGGCCGCCAUCAAACACAGGAAGUGGCGAAUUUGAAGUUACUUAUGUUGACUCUGAUACCCGUAUCACUAGGGGCGAUCGGGCCGAGCUUAGAGUUUUUGUGAUUGCAUAAGCUUUUAGCCCGUCACAACACGAUGUUUCUCGUGUAACUCUCUCUCUCCCUCUCUCGCCAUGUCCUUUCUUCUUCGCGGCUCGAAUGUGUGUGGGUAAAGUUACAAGGAGGAUGAUACUUUGUUGGUUGGCUUGUAAAUGACAGGUAUAGAGAGAGCUACUGCAUUAGAGCAGCUGUAAUAUUUUGUUUCCGAAACCUGUAUAAUGAAAAUCAAUUACAGCAGCCGUUUGAAU